Messenger RNA from Eremothecium sinecaudum, 1149 nucleotides. RefSeq names its product exopolyphosphatase (gene PPX1). Bases 1 to 1149 code for a protein of 382 amino acids. Gene Ontology annotation, molecular function: exopolyphosphatase activity. The record is from RefSeq and is a predicted model, not a curated record. Gene Ontology annotation, cellular component: cytoplasm. NCBI's taxonomy places the organism in Eukaryota, Fungi, Ascomycota, Saccharomycetes, Saccharomycetales, Saccharomycetaceae. The transcript has a single exon.
AUGGUUGAAUCAAUUAGUGGCUUUAUGCACCAUCUAAAGAGUACUUCUUUGAAGAGAAUUAAUAGUAGUACUACUGUAAGAAUUGCAUGCGGUAACGAAUCUGCAGACUUAGAUUCGGUGGUAUCAGCUAUCACAUAUGCCUAUUUCAGCUAUACUGGCAACAGUGAAGAUGCUUUGAUCCCAGUUAUUAAUAUUGAUAGUGAAGAUUUAAGACUGCGGAAAGAUGUUGUAUAUGUAUUGCAGGAAGCUGGGAUUAAGGAAGAUGACUUAUUCUUUACAGAAGACAUCCAGAAGCUGAAAAGCUUAGGUUGCAGGGUUGAGGCCAUUUUAGUAGACCACAAUGAUCCACAAGGGCUUGCUAAUGGCAUGAUCGAUGAAGUCUUAGGUAUUGUUGAUCAUCACAGUGAUCUGGGACUACAUGGUGACGAGAUUACUAAGGCUCGCGGUCCACGAAUAAUUGAAUCUGCUGGAAGUUGUUCUUCUCUUGUAUUCAACUAUUGGAGCCAAUUGCUUCCAAAGUCCUCUUUUGACACUAUGAAAGAUGCAGUUCGCUUAAGUUUAGGUGCUCUUUUGGCUGAUACCUCUAAUCUUCGCCAUAAGGUGGAAGAACAUGACUUAAAAGCGAGCUCCUUAUAUAAGGAAUACCUACCAAAUUUGGACUUUGAGGACUAUUAUAACACUAUAGAGGAGUAUAAGAAGGACUUGAGUGGAUUAAUGCCGACAGAAGUGUUGAAAAAGGACUACAAAGGAUUCCAAUUCAAAAAACUCGAUGGAGAAGUCAUACGGGUUGGGACUUCAUCUGCAGUGAAGCCAUUGGAGUGGCUAUAUGACCAGGGCAGAUUUGACGAUAUAUUGGCUGUUUGGCAGUCAUUCAUAGUGCACAAAAACAUCGAUAUCCUUGCAUUGCUUACCAACUUUAGUGUUAAUGGCUGUCGGCAACGGCAGUUAGCUUUCAUCAUCAAUGGGGAGCGCAGGAGGGGCGUGGUGGAGUCAAUAGUUGAUAGCAUUAAAGAUGCCACGAAGCUUGAAGAAGAUUCACAGUUAAGUGAUCGUAAAAACGGUGUGUUUGCAUUUACUCAAAACAAUGUGGAUGCCAACAGAAAGCAGGUUGUGCCUCUAAUGCAGGUUGCUAUAGAAAAGAUCUGUUAA